UAACUCGUCACAACACAACCACGUGACUUUUGCAGGGACGUGUGCGUAAUCGUGCACUAGAAUAGUUCUGGAAGAAAAAAAAGUUUUAUUUCAUACAUAAAAUUAACGUUAUGAAUAUUUUAAGUGAUUAUUGCUUUAUUUAUUAAUAAAAGAAGAAAAUUCAAUAAAAUCACGCUUCUUGCUUGAAGUAAAAUGGACUAAACGAGAGGUUGAUCACGUGAUCAACCGAAGCCAUUAUUAUUGUGUGAUGGAUCUAUCCAUAAUACGAAUGAACAACAAGUGGAUAAUACAUAGAAAGGAUUGAAGCGCAUUCCGGCAUUUGAUUGGUAGAACAAGAUGGAUAAACAUGUAUUUUACCAAUGAAAAAUCAAACCAUGUUGUUGCGACUUUCAACUAUUUAAUCUAGAGUGGACAAGUAUCACUUUGUGCCCAAAAUACCUCAACUUCUUUUAUAGGACAAGAAUUUAUUUGUGUGCCCCUUUCGUUCGUGUGUUAGUUAUUGGAUACUUUAGAUUGAAGUAGAUUAGACACACAAAUAAUGAGCAUAUAUUACGAAUGUGAACAUCAGUCGGAUAAUUCAUUGUACCUUGGUAAAUGGGCAUAGCAUUUCCUAUAAUACCAAAAUGGCUGGAGAUAAAGUAGUUGGUGGUUCUUCAUAUAUGAGUGGAGAAAAAGUACAUCAAAUUAGUGCUUGUAAUGUAAAUUCGAAUUUAGAAGAUGAAUUUGUAGAAUCCGUUGAAUACGUCCCUUGUCCUGAAUUUUUGUUCUCCACAAUAACUUGUUGUUUUUGUAACGGAUAUUAUGGACCAUGUUUUGGAGAACCUGUUUGUCCGACUUGUCAUGCAUUUUUAUUUCCAAAUGACAUUGGUUUUCUACCAGUUCCUAUCUUCAGUGAAAAGACAGAUGAUGAAGAUUCAGGAAACGAUGAACCAACUGAACUUUACUAUAAUCAUGAAAGAAGAGCAAGUCAACAACAACAAAGUUCUCCACAAAAUCCAAUUUCAAAUGUAUCAAACAUAUCAAAUAUCUCUAAUCUUAAUUCCCAUAUAUCUCCGUGUAUUCACUUGCAAAACGAAAAUAUUUCAGCUAUGCAAAAUUAUCAAAGAGUUUCUAGCAGUAUAAAUGCAAGUAGUUCUAAGAGUGCAGUAGUUUCAUCUCAAAAUGUGCAUCGCUUUCACGAUGGACAUUCUAAUAAAGCACGAGACAUAACUAAUGGGAAUAAUGGAGCUCAUUCUCAAAACCGUAAUGAAAAAAUUUUAACUGUAAAUUUUCAAAAUGUGGUUGAAGAAGAGCUAAAUAAUGUAGUGUCACAAGCUCAAGAAUUAGAAAAUUAUCAACAUUAUCAAUGGAAUUACAAGGUGCAGGAUGAUAUAGGAGGACCAUCACAAUUAUACAAUUUAUCCGAACGAUUAGAGAUGUUAACCAAUUAUAGACAUAUUGAACACGAGCCUAUUAAUGAACCAGGGCUGGUAGAACGGUUACCACCAGAGGUGUUGCUAGUUAUUUUCUCACAUUUAGACGAUGUUAGUCUUUGGUCAGCUGCAAAUGUUUGUCGUAGAUGGCAUUAUUUGUUGUCAACGCAUAUAACAUCACAACAAUGGCAACAAAAUGUUAAAUUACGGUGGCCAUUAUAUAAACCCAUUGGAUCAGUUAAAAACUGGUAUAAAGUAUAUGAUUUUUUAGCUUCCUCUGCACCUUGUAGAACAUGUUUAGCGCAAACAUGUUUAAGAUCACGACCAUUAAGAAUGGAAGAGAAUUCAUGGAGAAGAAAUCGCCUGCAUAGUGAACUCAAGAGUUUGAGAGUAGAUCCUCCUGAAGGUAUCCAAGCAACGCCUUUAGACCAAAUGUGCUGUCACUGGCAAGCAACUAUAACUGGACCUGUAGGAAGUCCUUAUGAAGGGGGCCUGUUUUAUCUUUAUUUACAAGUACCAUGGAGUUAUCCUCUGUACCCACCUAUAGUAAGAUUUCUUACAAAAAUACUCCACCCAAAUGUUUCCAGACACGGCGAUGUUGGUAUAGAUUCGAUUCAUCAUAAUUGGUCAUUAGCACUGACGAUAUCAAAAGUUUUAAUCAGUGUUCAAAGUUUGCUUACGGAUCCAUAUUGUCAGGUUUGUAUGGAACCAGAAUUGGGUGAAAUGUAUUUGACCGAUCGUGAAAGGUUUGAUGAAAUUGCCAGAGCAUGGACAUGGCGAUAUGCUAUGCAUGAUGUUGUCACACCACUAUAAAGAAAUUAUAUUAAUAAAUUAUUUGAUAAAUA
Messenger RNA from Nomia melanderi (Alkali bee), 2257 nucleotides. It is a transcript of the gene morgue, whose product is annotated as modifier of rpr and grim, ubiquitously expressed. NCBI's taxonomy places the organism in Eukaryota, Metazoa, Arthropoda, Insecta, Hymenoptera, Halictidae. Gene Ontology annotation, molecular function: protein binding. The record is from RefSeq and is a predicted model, not a curated record.